UUAAUUUUAUACCAGUCGAGCGUCUCCUGAGGCUAUUUUGUUUAUUUUGCUAUUAAAUUCAACAUAUUGAAGAAACAAGAAACCACACAAAGCCGGUGAAUAUGAAGUUACUACUUGUGAUGUUAGUCAUCGUUAUGGGAGUGGAUGCAGGUGGUGCUCCCCCAUCCAUCAGUGUGCCCCAAGGAAAUAAUUGGCCAGAACCUGUCUCAUACAUCCGGUCUGGCACCAAGAAGACAAUCACAUGUACAGCUAAGGGCUCUGCAACACUCAAGUAUCGGUGGACGGUUGAUGGCAAUCCGGUGAUAAACAGAGUCAACCAAGUCGAGUUUAGUGAAAGCAAUGGGACAUUGUUCAUAGGAGAAAGGUUUGAAGUGUCUCAUUCUGGGAAUUAUUCCUGCGUCGUCAAAAAUGACUAUGGAGAAACCAUGACCCCUUAUCUUCAAUUAAUCAGAGCUGAUUCUGGCAACCUAUUUCCUGGUAAUCAGAAUACCCCUGCAGAAAACAUUCAGUUGAAUCAGUACAACCACUAUGCAUUGGAGUGCAAAAACAAGCCUUCCAGCAUGCCCCCGCUUGAGAUAUCAUGGGAAAAUGGCACUAUGAAUUCUCUUACUUUCACUAUGACAGAGGAGGUCCAACCAUCCAACCGUCUUGUUAUGCAACCAGAUGGUACCCUUCAUUUUCUGUGGUUGACUUCCGCAGAUAGCCAAUACUUUCGUUGUGUUGGGACCAACAAAAUCAACGGAGUUACUGUGUCAAACCCACAGAUCCUGAAGCUGAAUGUUGCAACAGGUCAAGAUAAUAACCGUGCCCCAGAGAUUAAGUAUAAUGAUGAUGUUACAGUGAUGGCUGGGGAGGAUGCUGUACUCACAUGUAUCUUCUCCUAUUACACAAAGACAGGAGAAACUUUAAGGAUAGACUGGACGUUUAACAACCAGAACUUGGGUUCCGGAACGAAGUUGACACUGCCCAAGGUCAAGGUUCCCGAUGACAAGCAGAGUCAGGCGGGAGAGUACAUGUGUGAGGCCCACCUUGUGGGAGUGCAGCCUGUACGAGCCAAAGUCAUCCUGAAAAUCACAUCGCCACCAGAGUUUCUGCCUGCUGAGAAGCCAGCCCACCUGUCCUCUCCUGUAGACAAGGAUGCCACAUUCCACUGCCGGGCCACGUCAUAUAACGCUUACCAGGGGCCGCCGGUAUGGAUGAUCAAUGGGAAACCUCUCAUUGGUUGCCCCCCAUUCUUCUUCGACUGUGGUCAGCCAAUUGAAGGAUAUUCCAGGUGUAUUCCCAUCAAGCAGUUCUGCAAUAGCAACCCAGAUUGUCCUAAUAAUGCUGAUGAGAUUAACUGUCCUAGCAAAACCUGCCCAGAAGGCACCAAGUUGUGUUAUGAUGCCUGUAUACCGAAUGCUCAGACCUGCGUAGCCCCUGCAACCUGUGAGUUCCCAAACUUCAGUUGUGAUCAAGGCAAGAAGUGCCUGACUCGUUCUCAGAUAUGUGACGGUAUUGCGCAAUGUGGGGACGGGAAGGAUGAGGAAGGCUGUGCCGGAAAGGCUAUGAUAGAGAGGGGGAAAUUCAGAUUGAACUCCCAGAGAACCCAGCUUACAAUUCCCAGGGCACAGAAGACCGAUGUCAUGUGUGUGCAGUGCCUGGUUAGCAAUAAGUAUGGCAACAUCUUUGGGGACGGCUGUCUAACAGUUAUAGACAAGAUUCAGAUAGACAAGGGCCCCAAUGCCACAUAUGACGUUGAGCCCAAUAUGGAGAUUGUCAUCGACAUUGUUGCCCGCACAGACCCAGACUGGCAGAACCAGAUGAGCUACCAAUGGUUCUGGUACAUGCCUGUAACCACGCCGACUGGUGACAAGAUUAUAGAGAAGCAGCAACUCCCACCCACCUCCAGCUAUAGCCAGUACUUCAAGCUGUCAAUGUCGGGCAAGGAGCUGACCUUCACCAUACCCGACGUGAAAACACCGGUAAUGGAGGGCAAUACAGCCGAGUAUGAUAUCUACCAGGACCUGACGGAUGACAGACUGUUCUCCAUCAAUAUCAGCCACCAGUUUGACCAUAGAGUGGUGAACUUCACAGUGAAAGGAAAGGAGCUGGAAAAACCAAAGCCUGUGCCAGUGAUCAAGCCUGCAGGAUUCAAUCUGUGGUUUAUUGCUCUGAUUGUGGGUAUCCUGGUAGUGUUUAUCGUUGUGGCCCUUAUCAUCUGCUAUAUGUACCGGAACAGAGGUGGUACCUACCCAUUGGACAAGAAGGAGAAGAAGGCAGGCAACAACCCUGAACAGGAACUGAAAGAGAAUGAUUUUCAGGAUGUGGGGAGAGUUGAUGACUUCUUUGAUGAUACCAGAGAUGCGGAGACCGGUAUAAAUGCAGAGGAGCGACCAUUGAGUAGUGGCAUGGAGGAUGACAAUGGAUACCACUUUGCAGAUGAUGUGAACGGCAGUAAAUUCCAGGAGGACGGCUCCUUCAUUGGAGAAUAUGGAGAGAAGAAGGCUCAUCACAGCUCCAAGGAGGCUAUUGUGUAGGAUCCACAGAUCUAGUCUAGUGGUGUUACUAAUAACAGUUUAAUUACAAAUUUUUUAAAAGGUUUCUUUCUGUCUUUGAAAUGUCAGUGGGUAUUCAGUGUUGAAUGUAUGAUAAGAGAAAUGAUGCUUGACUACUUGACUACUAUGAACAUUUAAUAGCCCAUUUAGUGUUCCAAAAAAGAUAAAUGGUGGUUUGAAUUUGCUUGGUUUGUUGGUAAAUAUUUUCUGCUUUGAAAAUGAAGGUAGUCAAAGUUGUGAGCAUGGUAAAUUAUAGUGAAUUUAAUGUGAUUGAUAAACAAAUUCAUGUAUAUCUGGUUGUGUUUUUUUUGUUCUUUGAUGACAGAUAUGAGUUAAUAUGGUGUCAUUGUUUUACAAAGGACUUCUGUAAAGAGUGUGCAGGUUUUAAUUUCCCAUUCAACAAUACAGUUGUGUUAUAUAUCUUGAUAUGGAAUUGCUAUAUUAAAAAGCAUUUUUAAUAGUUAUGUUUACAUUUUGGUUGUGAUUAUUGUAUCAUAAGAUGAAAACAUUAUUUUCAAAGGAGAGAGUAUAAUAAACCUCGCUAGAAAAAAAGAAAACAAAGUUAAACUAACAGCACCUACUUCAAAAUACAUCAAUGAUUAGAAUAGAAGUUGUUUGCCUGUCUCAUACAAGUUCACUCUUUUAGAUUUCAAAAUUGUAAAUAACAUAAAUUAAUGAUUGCUUUGUAUGUGCACCAUUCUAGCAGAUCUGAAAGUAAUUUGUAUUUCUUUUCCUAGUGUCUGUUUGACAGAAAUCAGAGCUUCAUAUAUACAUUUGACUAAUUUUAUAAUUAUUUUAUGUUAUAGAGUAAAAGAGGUACUACUGAUAAUGCUGACAAAUAAGCCAUAUAUAACUUUGCGUCAUUAAGACACACAUUAUUUGAUAGUAUAAUAAAUAUUCUGUCAUAUAUCCAUCAAAGAUGUGAUACUGUGUAUUUUAUUAAUAUAAGUAUAAUGGUGCAUAGAACAUGACCUAUCACUGUGAUUCCAAAGUUUAAUGUAAUAAUUCAUGUCCUUAGCUGUGUGCUGCCUUAUUAUUGAUAAUGUUUGGUUAUGUGCCAGUCUCAUGAAUCAAAUAUAAUUUACACUGACAAUCUCACACAAUAUCGGGAUAACAUUGUUUAAUUCACAAUUUUUAGUGCAAAGCAUAUUUUUGUAAAAAAUAAGUUUGACAUAUUCAAUUUUAUUAUGCUGUGGAAUAUUUGUAUAACGUACAAAUGUAUUGACAUUAUCCAAGUGUUAUACAAUCAGAUCAGGUGUUUUGACAUUUAAUUUGCGUAUGUCAGGCAUUUUUUUCCUAUUCAUGUUGCUGUGUGCAUGGACUGUAUGUAAAUUUUAUACAAGUAAUUUGCAUUUUACGCUUCAGUCUUUCUUUCUCAAUUAUAAGUGUUGUUUUGGUCUUCCAAUAUUGUUUUGAUUAUAAAAAUAUGUAAGCUUUGUUGUUUUAGUUUAAUCAUUAUCUGAGUAUAGAACAUCUUUGUAUAAUCAUCAAAGAAAAAGAAAGAGAAUCAUGUGUAGAUCUAAUAAUGAAAAGCAUUUGUUGUGUGACUUUGAAGAACUUACUUUUGUUUUAUGUAAUCAAAGUCUAUGAAUUAAUUAUUCUGUAGUGCAGAUAUAGUAUGUAAGAGUAUAUUUUAUUUCUCCUCUCUUGUACUAGAGCUAUUUAUUAUUGUACUACAAUAUUUUUAUGUGAUUAUAUCAUAUAGUCAGCAUUAGCUUCAUAAAUGUGUUGUGUGAGUGUAACAACUUUUCAUCUUAAAUCCUGAAAGCUUGAAAUCACAUCAAAUUAAUGCAUGAAAAUGUGUAUAGAAAAAGAAUGAGGUCUAAAUCUGUUGCUUUAACAGCGAGUUAAGCUUAUCAUAUCAAAAGUGAGUAAAAAAUAUAACAGAAACCAUUCUUCUAAAACAUUUCAACAUGAAAUGUUUCUUCUUAUUUAAUUAAAAUUGAGACAAAGUUUAAAGUUUUUGCAUCCAUUGAAUGACUGUUGUUUAAGUUUGAGCAACAGAUCCCUGUAUAUCUGAAUUCUUUGUAUCCAUGCAUUUUUAGCUCACCUGAAUGCUCAGGUGAGCUUUUGUGACCGGUCUUUGUCCGUCUUCCGUCCCUCGUCCACAUUUGGUUUGUAAACACUCUAGAGGCCACAUUUCAUGUCGGAUCUUCAUGAAACUUGGUCAGAAGAUUUAUCCCAAUGAUAUCUCGAUCAAGUUUGAAACUGGGUCAUGCUGGGUCAAAAACUAGGUCACUAGGUAAAAAAAAAGAAAAACCUUUUAACACUGUAGAAGUUACAUUUCAUGCUCAAUCUUCAUGUAACUUUGUCAAAAUGUUUGCCUUAAUGAUAUGUUGGUCGAGUUCAAAAGGGUCCGGUCCGUUGAAAAACAUGGCCGCCAGUGGGCGGGGCAGUUUUCCUUAUUUGGCUAUAGAGAAACCUUGUCAACACUCUAGAAGUCACAAUUUUUGCCCAAUCAUCAUGAAAGUUGGUCAAAACAUUGGUUUUAUUAUUAUCACGGACGAGAUCAAAAAUGGUCCAGAUCGGCCCAAUUUUCAUGAAAGUUGGUCAGAACAUUUGUUUCCUUGAUAUGAGAGUUGAGUUCGAAAAUGGUUCUGGUCAGUAAAAAACAUGGUUGCCCGGGGGGGUGGGGGGGGGGGGGGCAGUUUUCCUUAUUUGGCUAUAGAGAAACCUUGUAAACACUCUAGAAGUCACAAUUUUUGCCAAAUCAUCAUGGAAGUUGGUCAAAACAUUGGUUUUAUUGAUAUCUCGGACGAGUUCGAAAAUGGUCCAGAUCGGUGAAAAAACAUGGCUGCCAGUGGGCGGGGCAUUUUCCUAAUUCGCGAUUAGUGAAUAGACUUAUUUUCUAGUGAAAGGUGUGUGAUUUAAGGAGUGAAUAGUGUGAACGUGUAAUAUAGAGUGUUUAUAUUCGGUGGAGGAUUAUUCACUGUCUACAAACGAUUGUUUGGUUCCUCUACAAAGGGGGUUCAAGAAGAACACAAAACAGAACAUGGCCGCCAGUGGGCGGGGCAUUUUUUUCUAUAUGUAUAUAGUGAAAACAUGUGAACACUAUAAGUCACAUUUUUGGCCCAAUUUUCAUGAAAUUUGGUCAGAACAUUUGUUUCCUUGAUCUGAGAGUUAAAAAAACAUGGCUGCCGGGGGGGGGGGGGGCAGUUUUCCUUAUUUGGCUUUAAAGAAACCUUGUAAACACUCUAGAAGUCACAAGUUUUGCCCAAUCAUCAUGAAAGUUGGUCAAAACAUUGGUUUUAUUGAUAUUGAGUUCGAAAAUGGUCCAGAUCGGUGAAAAAACAUGGCCGCCAGUGGGCGUUGCAUUUUUCUCUAUAUGUAUAUAGUGAAACAUGUGAACACUCUAGAAGUCACAUUUUUGGCCCAAUUUUCAUGAAAUUUGGUCAGAUCAUUAAAUUUUGUUUCCUUGAUAUGAGAGUUGAGUUCGAAAAUGGUUCCGGUCAGUUGAAUAACAUGGCUGCCGGGGGGAGGGGGGCAGUUUUCUUAUAUUUUUAUAGUAAAAAAAGCUUGUGAACACUCUAGAAAUCACAUUUUUGCCCAAUCAUCAUGAAACUUGGUACAAAUAUAUAUAUAUAUCACAAAAUUGAUGCCAUAAUUAUUGCCCUUAGAUUGUCCAAAUUUUCAUUAUACUAUACAAAAUCCUUAUAAACACUAGAGGUCACAAUUUUGUUUCAGGUUUUAUGAAUCUUGGUCAUAAUAUUUAUUUUUGUAAGCAAAGUUUGAUGUUUGGCAAGGGGGGUCACCUCAAAAUAUAGGGCACCAGGUCAAAUCUUACAAAAACAAAAACACUCCAUAUGCCAGAGUUUUGGUUCAAUAAUGAUGAAACUUGACCAGGAUGUUUGUCUGGACAAUAUCUAGGUCAAGUUUGAUGUUUGGUAAAGAUUGAAUGAACCGACUCCUCUCAGGUGAGCGAACUAGGGCCAUCUUGGCCCUCUUGUUUAAAAUUACAAGUGUGCUUGAAGUAUUUUGUAUGAUUCACAUGCAAAAUGUCGUUGAAAGAAUUUGUGAUGAAAUCCUGUCGAAGUGCCCUUGUUAUUUGGUCAGUAGUUUUCCAUAAACACCUUGAAAUAAUAUUUCAUUAUCCAUUUACUAUUUACAUUCACAUGUGUAAGUUAUCAUUUGGCACACAUGUAUGCUAUUUUUUUACUCUUGAUAGUUCAACAAGUAUCGUGUAAUUAUUCAUAAUUCAACUUUCACUGUAUUUCUAGAAAAUCUACCUAAGGAGGGAGAUGAUGCUUAACCAACAUCAACACAAAUAAUUUGUUUUAACGAAAUGUUUCUUUGUAACAUUUUGAGUUUGUAAAAGAUAAGAGCAAAGAAAUUGCAUUUAUUGCUUUUGGACAGACAGUAUAUAGUUUCCAUUCAAUUACAUAGUAGAUUGAAUAAUAUUUAUUCUUUGAAUAUUUGUUUUAAUUUUCUAUGCAAUGAAAAUGAAAUUUUCAGUACAUCAUUGCCAUGCAUUCCAGAAAUACUAGUAGUUUUAUGUAGCCUUGUUUCAAAGAGACAAUAGCCAAAUUAAAAUCUGAAAAUGCUCAAAUCGGACAUAAUAUACUAAAUACAACAUUAUAUAUAAUAUGUAUAAAAUGUCGAAUUGGGUUAAGUAUUACAUUUUACCAUAUGUUUACUAUCUGUGUAUUAAAUACAGUAGUUGCACAUUCAAUCCAAGGUUUACUGGACCAAUAGGAAACUUAUGAAAUCUAGAUUUAACAAUAUCAUCAUUAUUGUACACCAAGAUGUAGGUGUUUUUUUAUAAAAGGUUGUAUUUUGUCCCACUCGAUUAUUUUAAAACUUUUGAUUUAUAAUAGAAAUCCAUACAAUCAAUUGUCUUCUGUAAAGUAAACUCACCUGUUUGGAACAGUAAUGACAUAGACUUUUGGCAGAGUUUCAUUAAUGGUUCAAGUCUCUUUAAACCAAGUUCUGGAAAAAUGGGGCUUCAUGCAUAUGGGUCAAGGGUUGUCUCGGAUUAGCCUGUGCAUUUCCAACGGACUGCUAGCUAAUCUAGGACGACACUUAACGCACAUUUGUUAAGCAGAGUUUUUUUAAAUAGAUUAAAAGCUGUGUGGGUUUGCUUCAGCUGUGUUAUAUACCAUGACAACAUUCCUGCUUAUUGCUUUCAGUUUGUGUGUGAUUUUGUGAGUUGGAGAGUUAGAUUUAUCCCAUAAAUAUUGAAUUCAUCUUGUACAUUUGAUGCAAGCCUUAUGUUCAAACACUAAGUUGAUUCAGAGUUUUAUGUUUAGAUCAACACCAUUAUUUUCAGGGUCAAGUAUAUACUCUGCUAAUAUGUUCACUAAAACUUUAAUUUUCUUCUUGUUUUGGGAGAAUUGCAGUAUGUAUACUCUACUGAAUUUUUACCGACAUUAACAAUUUACAAAUUACUGAGUUAAUUGAUUACUUUAUUAUGAUUUCGAUUUCUUUUCUACAUUUUUUUUUUUGAAUUUAUGUGAAGAGUUUAAUAAAAAUUCUAUAGAAUUAAUGUUAUUUUAUUUUAAAGAAAAUUCAUAUAAAAAACAGCAACAUUUUUAGCAGAUUGAUAUGAAUGAAGCUUUAACUGGUUAUUUAUUCUUUAGUUCAAUGUGGUAGUGUUGCUGCAGCUGCUUGAAAAUAUGUAAAGCUUGUUUGUCCAUAAAAAUGAUAACAUAGCUUUUAGAACUGUCACUGCUUUGUGCGACAUUUGAGCUGUUUAAGUUGUUGUUUUUCAAAAUGUGUUUGCUUUUUCAUAUGUAAAUGAUUUUAUUAAAAUAUCUAAUGUAAAUAUAAUGUAAAUAAGUCAUCAACCAUAUAACAUUUGUGUGGUUCAUAAAUAUACACAUAUUACACCACUAAAUGUAUUACUGGUAUUUUAUAUUGAUUUUACUCCAUUUUAGAUUUCCACAUCAUUUAUUCAGCUUGUACACUCAUUCGUCAGUUUAAUUGAAAUUAAGAUAAACCUAUCAAAUAGGCCAUAAAUUUAUCAACAUUUAUAUUGAUGAAUAGUUUUGUGUAUUUGAGACAUGGACAAAUACUUCCAAGAGAUUGUUUUUUCCCUUUUAACAAAUUAAAAUGUUUAUUUCAUUACAUUUUCGUUAAAUAUAAUUAUGAUUACUAACUUGGUUUUUACUUCUAACUUGUUUCGUAUCUUACAAUAUAAAAAUUGAAACAUAUAUUUUAGCAAUUAAUAAUAGCAUUUGUAAUAUGUAAAUGACCGUUCUUGUAUUCUGUAUUGUUAAAGGUAAAAAGUAGCCAUUAGUAAACUGUUGUUCUUUCUUACUUUUUGUCCUGUUUUUGCUUACACAAAUCAUAUAUAUAAAUGACAUGCUUGAAAAAGGAACAAGACAAUUUGAUGUUGGUAGAGGUUUUGUUGACAAUAAAUUGGAGGGAUUAAUUUAAAUGAUAAUGCAAUUAAAUUGCAAAUUUUAAGUUGUGAGAAUGUGUGCACAAUAUACAGAUGUAUUUUCAAAUUAUUUUAGUUACACUUAGUUUUAUUGCUUAUCAUAUUAAUAUAAACACAUCCACAUAUUAAUAAGUAUGCCCAUUUGAUUCAUUUGAUCAUUUCACAUGCCGUGGUGAAUGUAAUGCCCUCAGUGUAUGCUACGAGAUUUUAUUAUACAUAAAAUUGUACACUUGCGAAAGGUGAUUUCACCAGGCAAUAUGUGUUAAUAACGUGUAAUUAUGUACUAAUAUAGAACCACCUAGUUCAUUUGUACAGUUCAUAUCUGAUCAGGUUGAUGUUAUACCCUCAGUGUACACUGAUAAUUUUAUUUCCAUAAAAUUGUACACUUGCGAUUGGUGAUUUGACCUCGAUCUUUUUUUAAAGAUUUAUUAUUUACAUUUUGUAAUGCAUAUUUUACAAAGUAUAUUUGAUAACAUAAUAUGUAGAUUUAAAUACAUGAAGUGAAUCAUUGAUUUAGCUAUGGUUGUGAGAAAAAAAAUUGUUUGGGAAUUUGAUUGGUGACAAUUGAAAGAAGAAAAUUUCAAUUAUUUCUGUUUAAAUGUUAUGAUCUGGUAGUGGUCAUUUUCCUAGAAAAAAUACUAGUUUGUUAUUAAAGAUUAGUUAAGAGGUAACUCCUUAACUCAUUUCUGAGUAUAAAGUCGCCAAUACGUGUGUUCUAAUCUGUCUAAAAUAUCUCCGUUUUAAUAUCCUCUUUAUGAAGUAGAUUAUUUAUUUUCUUUCUAAUAAAACCAUUUAAACCAUUUGUAAGUAAUGAAUACUAUUUUUUGUCGAUCGUUUCUAUUGACUUCCAUCAUAAUACUACUUUAUUAGAUUUUAAUGUCAUGAUACAAUAAGUACGUGAUAUUGAUGCAAUGUCAACAUUAAAAUGUCUAAACUGUUGUAGAAUAUAAACAUUCAGAUUUGCAUACAAUUUGCUUUUAUCUUUUUGUUUCUUUCUUUUAUUUUUAACUUUCGAGAUGUAUAUUUCAGGACUGGAAACACCAGUAUGUUGCAGCUAUUAAAUGAUUGCUUCUUCAA
Dreissena polymorpha is the source of this 9993-nucleotide messenger RNA. RefSeq lists its product as uncharacterized. The transcript has 19 exons. NCBI's taxonomy places the organism in Eukaryota, Metazoa, Mollusca, Bivalvia, Myida, Dreissenidae. The record is from RefSeq and is a predicted model, not a curated record. Gene Ontology annotation, molecular function: protein binding. The coding region runs from base 102 to 2519 and encodes 805 amino acids.